Molecule: messenger RNA, 5490 nt
Organism: Trichobilharzia regenti
Lineage: Eukaryota; Metazoa; Platyhelminthes; Trematoda; Strigeidida; Schistosomatidae
Source: the annotation of a GenBank genome assembly
AUGUUUCAUUCAGAGGCGUCAACAAAUUCAGAGUAUCCUUCAUCGUUUUCCCAUGGAACUGAACAGUCAACAACAGUUGCAACGGUGGAAGAAAAUUUACUCACUGGAUCUGAAAAUAAAAUUACCCCCGAAAAUGCAACAGAAGUCUUCACAUCGGAUUCUACAAAUAAUGUUACCAGUGUUCCUGUUACAGCGAUGAAUACCCUUAUAACUUCUGAAAAACUUGUGCCAUCAGAUUCAUUAAUUUCCGCAGAAAUCGUGGUCUUCCGACUUGCAACUGUAUUAUACACGGACAGCGAGAGAACACCGUAUGUUUGGCAGCCUGAUUUAUCCAACACAUCAUCAAAUGCAUACAUAAAUCUAGCUCAAACAUUUUGCAACAAGAUUUUGGCCAUUUUCAAUCUAUGGAAUCCAGUUGCUUCCAAAGGAGCCCGAUGUUACAAUGUUGUAUUUAUACCAGUUGAUUUUGUUAUUCUUGAGAAAAGACAGUUGAAUGCAACUGGUACCGAGGGACAGAAUGCGACUCAAGGUGUGCAGGGGAACGCAGAUAUCGAUUUGAUUUCAACGAAUGAGACAAAUUUGAAUGAAACGCAGUUGGUUGAAAUCAUUUCCUCUGUCCAAAAUCAGUCAAAUGUAACUUCGGAUACAUAUUUUUUCAAUGUACAAGCAAUUCGGACUUAUGUCGCACCUACAGCGAUGACGGUGUCAUCAGCACCUUUGACACAGACGACAAGAGAAUUGCAGGGAGCAACUGAAAGUUUUUUUAACUUCACAUCAACAACCACGACUGAUGGGCAUUUUACUUCCCAAGUCUAUACAUCAGAAAUCGUGGUCUUCCGACUUGCAACUGUAUUAUACACGGACAGCGAGAGAACACCGUAUGUUUGGCAGCCUGAUUUAUCCAACACAUCAUCAAAUGCAUACAUAAAUCUAGCUCAAACAUUUUGCAACAAGAUUUUGGCCAUUUUCAAUCUAUGGAAUCCAGUUGCUUCCAAAGGAGCCCGAUGUUACAAUGUUGUAUUUAUACCAGUUGAUUUUGUUAUUCUUGAGAAAAGACAGUUGAAUGCAACUGGUACCGAGGGACAGAAUGCGACUCAAGGUGUGCAGGGGAACGCAGAUAUCGAUUUGAUUUCAACGAAUGAGACAAAUUUGAAUGAAACGCAGUUGGUUGAAAUCAUUUCCUCUGUCCAAAAUCAGUCAAAUGUAACUUCGGAUACAUAUUUUUUCAAUGUACAAGCAAUUCGGACUUAUGUCGCACCUACAGCGAUGACGGUGUCAUCAGCACCUUUGACACAGACGACAAGAGAAUUGCAGGGAGCAACUGAAAGUUUUUUUAACUUCACAUCAACAACCACGACUGAUGGGCAUUUUACUUCCCAAGUCUAUACAUCAGAAAUCGUGGUCUUCCGACUUGCAACUGUAUUAUACACGGACAGCGAGAGAACACCGUAUGUUUGGCAGCCUGAUUUAUCCAACACAUCAUCAAAUGCAUACAUAAAUCUAGCUCAAACAUUUUGCAACAAGAUUUUGGCCAUUUUCAAUCUAUGGAAUCCAGUUGCUUCCAAAGGAGCCCGAUGUUACAAUGUUGUAUUUAUACCAGUUGAUUUUGUUAUUCUUGAGAAAAGACAGUUGAAUGCAACUGGUACCGAGGGACAGAAUGCGACUCAAGGUGUGCAGGGGAACGCAGAUAUCGAUUUGAUUUCAACGAAUGAGACAAAUUUGAAUGAAACGCAGUUGGUUGAAAUCAUUUCCUCUGUCCAAAAUCAGUCAAAUGUAACUUCGGAUACAUAUUUUUUCAAUGUACAAGCAAUUCGGACUUAUGUCGCACCUACAGCGAUGACGGUGUCAUCAGCACCUUUGACACAGACGACAAGAGAAUUGCAGGGAGCAACUGAAAGUUUUUUUAACUUCACAUCAACAACCACGACUGAUGGGCAUUUUACUUCCCAAGUCUAUACAUCAGAAAUCGUGAUCUUCCGACUUGCAACUGUAUUAUACACGGACAGCGAGAGAACACCGUAUGUUUGGCAGCCUGAUUUAUCCAACACAUCAUCAAAUGCAUACAUAAAUCUAGCUCAAACAUUUUGCAACAAGAUUUUGGCCAUUUUCAAUCUAUGGAAUCCAGUUGCUUCCAAAGGAGCCCGAUGUUACAAUGUUGUAUUUAUACCAGUUGAUUUUGUUAUUCUUGAGAAAAGACAGUUGAAUGCAACUGGUACCGAGGGACAGAAUGCGACUCAAGGUGUGCAGGGGAACGCAGAUAUCGAUUUGAUUUCAACGAAUGAGACAAAUUUGAAUGAAACGCAGUUGGUUGAAAUCAUUUCCUCUGUCCAAAAUCAGUCAAAUGUAACUUCGGAUACAUAUUUUUUCAAUGUACAAGCAAUUCGGACUUAUGUCGCACCUACAGCGAUGACGGUGUCAUCAGCACCUUUGACACAGACGACAAGAGAAUUGCAGGGAGCAACUGAAAGUUUUUUUAACUUCACAUCAACAACCACGACUGAUGGGCAUUUUACUUCCCAAGUCUAUACAUCAGAAAUCGUGAUCUUCCGACUUGCAACUGUAUUAUACACGGACAGCGAGAGAACACCGUAUGUUUGGCAGCCUGAUUUAUCCAACACAUCAUCAAAUGCAUACAUAAAUCUAGCUCAAACAUUUUGCAACAAGAUUUUGGCCAUUUUCAAUCUAUGGAAUCCAGUUGCUUCCAAAGGAGCCCGAUGUUACAAUGUUGUAUUUAUACCAGUUGAUUUUGUUAUUCUUGAGAAAAGACAGUUGAAUGCAACUGGUACCGAGGGACAGAAUGCGACUCAAGGUGUGCAGGGGAACGCAGAUAUCGAUUUGAUUUCAACGAAUGAGACAAAUUUGAAUGAAACGCAGUUGGUUGAAAUCAUUUCCUCUGUCCAAAAUCAGUCAAAUGUAACUUCGGAUACAUAUUUUUUCAAUGUACAAGCAAUUCGGACUUAUGUCGCACCUACAGCGAUGACGGUGUCAUCAGCACCUUUGACACAGACGACAAGAGAAUUGCAGGGAGCAACUGAAAGUUUUUUUAACUUCACAUCAACAACCACGACUGAUGGGCAUUUUACUUCCCAAGUCUAUACAUCAGGUAUUAUUAACACUACAGAGACAACAAUCACCACAACCAGCUCAGAAACAGCUACAACAACAGCAGCGUUUGACAGUAACUUAAACUCAUCCACACAAAGCGUUGACAUCAAAUUCACAAAUGCAUCAUUCAGUUCUACAUUACCCGUAACACCAAGUGAUGGCUUCUCUUGGGAAUUUUUCGAAAACACUUUACCACCAAAAGUUGACAAUCCUUUAGUCGGUGAAAUGAAGGCAUUUAUUUUUUCAGCAGAAACAUCCCUUCCGAUAAACUGGACAGAUGAUUUAAUGAAUAAAUCCAGCGUACUUUACAAGAAUUUAGCAUCAGAAGUUAUUUAUUUAAUUUCAAGAAGUUUACGGUUGCGUGAUAGGGAAAUUUCGCUACUAUUCGAUAUCCUUAACACAACAUUUGUCCAAUCUGCCAACCCCUCGCAAUUAAUCAAUAAGGAUCAAGGUGUAUUGGUGAUAGUUACAAUGGAAUUCACGUCACUUAAAGCUUCACGACUAAAUGACACUGAGAUUACAAUGAUUUUCAUUGAGGGAUCGAGAAAGCUGAAUAUCACUUCUGGAUUAGUUUUAGAUAAUAUUCAAUUUUCGCGCUAUGCGUUCAUAACAACCGCUACUACUGCUACAAUAGAAACGAUUUCUAUCAGUCCAACUGCAAGUUCUACUGAAGUUGUCUUCACGGAAACAGAAAUUGAAGAUUAUCUUAUCGGGGAUAUUCAUGCCCUUCUGUAUACAGCGGAAAGUUUGAUGCCAGUAGAAUGGUCAGAUAAUUUAACGGAUACUUUAAGCUUCCUGUAUACAAAUUUAUCCGGACAAGUUGUUUCUCUGGUGUCAAAAAGCUUACAAAUGGAUAAUUUAGGAACUUCAUUGAAUGUCACUUACCUAAACACCACAUUUCUGAGAACUCUUGUCCCAAAUCAAAUAACCAAUUGGAAUCACAGCAAGAUGCCUGUAACUGUGAAACAUAAUAUAACAGGUGUUACUGUAAAGAUAACAGUAAAAUUUAAUUCAAAAAUAAUAUCUAACCUAAACGAUGACGAGGUCACAAUAAUUUUGAAUAACGCAUGGAGGAAAACAAAUGUGACAUCGGGAAUAAUACUAGUGAAUAUACAGUUCUAUAGUUUUAGAGAAAUCAGCACAACAGUUCACACCACUCCUGGAGAAGAACUUGAUCAGGUAACCACUAUAUCAUCAAUGCCAACUGAAGUCCAUCCACCAACUCGUGAAGUGAUUCUACGAUUUGAAAUCACUGCCACACUCCGUCAUGAGAUAUUCUCAGCACCAUUAAAAUUUAUGGAAUAUAUAAAUAAUCCACUGAAAAAUUUAUACAAUACAAUGGGAAAUUCAUUCUGCACUAUAAUCAGUAGUAGUCUACGUGUGGGCUAUCCUCUGCUCGAAAACUAUGCACCGCAUAUAUAUAAGGCACUGUCAAUGGAAGGGAAAAAUAUGAAUGCAACUAAGAAACUAAUUUGGAAUUAUUUGCUUGAAAAGGAAAUUGAAUGUAUAUUUAUCAAAUUCAAAAUUAUUGACAAAAUAAUUAAAGAUAAUCGAAUCUCUGAUCAUCUAUCGAAAUGGAGAAUGACUAAAGCUGUACAAGCUAGUGCUAUCAUAUCUAUCAGUGUGCCGAUUACAUUCAAUUUCAACGAAACUUUACUUACACUAAUUUUGAAUGCUGGUUACAAUAAAUUAAGUCAUAUUUAUAUAUUUACACUUUUUAAUAUUGAAGCACAUGAAUUAAGUGUAACAGAUGAAAUAAUUCAAAUCAGUGAAGUCACAGCAAGCAACAGUUUCACUCCAAAAUCAUCUUAUGAAAUGAUCAAUAUAACACUAAGUAUAGAAUUCACAAUUCAUCUUGCUGAAAUCCCAUUGAACAUUCGCUGGGCAGAUGACCUCUUCACAAAGUUGAAUCCUACACUGCAAAAUUUGGCUGAGUCAAUAUGUGAAUUGGUUUUGAAGAGUAUACGCUUGAGUAAUGCCAAAAUCUCCCAAGAGAUGAUUUGUGUACAGGUUAUCUUCCUUCAUGUUACGAGAAAGUUGCAGGUGGAUCGAUCAAAUAAUAGCAUAGUUGCGUAUCAUACUGUAGUAGAAAAACUUCGACAAAAUGUAACUCUUCAACUUAGUUUACGGGAAGAUAUGGAGCCAAGUGAUGCUGAUAUAAAAAGGACAAGUUCAAAGCAUUUACCACAUGAAAUGAAAACAAGUGAAUCAACGGAGAAAACAUGGGGCACCAUAACAAAUAAAAGCCCAAAUGAGUGUUUCAUUAAUCCCAAUCUUCCUACUUGUAGUGCCAACGAUGUUGGACGUGGAAUUCGUGAUCUACAUCGAGGAGCUGUCAACACCGAUGCGUUGGUCGGACAACCUGACAGAUCCGUCGAGUUCUGA